AUGGAGUUUAUAACGACCAUUUUUGGGACAGUGUUCAAUGGUAUGGUAGAACCUGUUAAACGACAACUAGGUUACCUUUGCAACUACAGAAGCAAUGUUCAGGAGCUACGAAGCCAUGUAAAGAAGCUCCAAGAUCAAAAGGCGAGCGUGAUAGAUCGACUUGGAGAAGUUGAAAGAAAUGGUGAGAACAUUCACGAUGUUGUCACCAAUUGGUUGACGAAGACAAGUGAGAAGAUUGCAGAAAUUGAGGAGUUUCAAAGCAAUGAAGGCCACCAGAAGACGGGUUGCUCCUAUGGCUCAUUUCCUAACUUGAAGAUAAGGCAUAAGCUUGGUCGACAAGCAGGGAAGAUGAUCCCACAGUGUGUUGAUCUGUUCCAACAAGCAAACUUUGUUACUGUUUCUUCUCGUCCAGAGCCAGAAGCAUUAGAUGUUGCUCUUUAUGAUGAUGGUUAUGAGCCGUUCAAAUCAAGAGAUGCCAUUGCAGAGCAGGUUAUGAAAGCGCUAGGUGAUCCCACAAUUAAAAUGAUUGGUAUCUAUGGGCAGGGAGGUGUCGGCAAAACCACUUUAGUUAAAGCAGUUGCAACGAAGGCAAAAGCAGAAAAGCUAUUCAACGUUGUGGUUAUGGUAAAUAUUACGAGCACUCCUGAUAUAAGAAAGAUUCAAGGAGAGAUAGCAGACAUGCUAGGCUUGAGAUUGGAUGAAGAGAGUGAGAUUGGAAGAGCGGGUCGUUUAAAACAGAGAUUCAAGAAGGAGAAGGAGAACACCUUGGUCAUCUUGGAUGAUCUUUGGGCUGGACUUGACUUGAGUCUGUUGGGAAUUCAAUUGAAGGAUGAUGAUCAGAAGACAAUUCCAAAUAUGCCUAAUAUUGGUUAUGACCAGUUGAAAGACGACAAGAUGGCAAGUGAUCCCAAAAAGUUCAAGAUUUUGUUGACUUCUCGACACAUAGAGGUAUUGUCAAGUGAAAUGGAAGUAAAGGAUUCAAUUUUUAAAGUGGAUGUCAUGGAGGAAGAAGAAUCAGAGAUGCUGUUCAAUAAGGUGGCUGGAAUAACUGAUGAAGAUUCUGAGUUGAAAUCAAUAUCAACUAAAAUUGUUCUUAAGUGUGCAAAUUUGCCAUUGGCAAUAGAAGCAGCUGGAAAAGCUUUAAAGAAUAAUAAGAACAAAGUUGCUUGGGAAAAUGCACUACAACGAUUGGAGAAGCAAGAAAUGAUUGAAGUAUUAGAACCUGUGGAGUUUUCUACGAUGUUAAGUUAUGAUCACUUACAAAGUGAGGAGCUGAAGUCUAUUUUCUUGCUUUGUGCUCGCUUGGGUAAGGAUCUGUCAAUUAUGUAUUUGGUGAAAUAUUGCACUGGUUUAAGGAUAUUCCAAGAAGUCAACACCAUGAAAGAAGUUCGAGGUAGAACAAAUGAAUCUAUCGAGAAGUUAAAAGGCUCAAGCUUGUUGCUGGAUACUAACUCUCCUGAUUGUGUUGCUAUGCAUGAUAUGAUCCGUGAUGCCGCCUUAUCAAUAGCUUACAAGUAUAAUGGUGUUUUUACCCGAAGAGAUGCUGAACUUGAUGAAUGGCCUGAUAGAGAAACAUUUGAAAAGUAUACUGUUAUCUCCUUACACUGCUGUGACAUCAUUGAUGGGAUUCCAGAAGGUAUAAAUUGCCCUCAGCUCAAAGUCUUCCAUCUUGAUAGUAAGGAUCCUUUCAUAAAAAUACCAGACAAGCUUUUUGAAGGAAUGAAAGAAUUAAGAGUGUUAAUAUUGACUGGUAUUGGUCUAUCAAGCUUCCCUUCUUCAAUUAAAUGCCUAAUAAAGCUUAGAAUGCUUUGUUUGGAGAAAUGUGUGCUAGGUGACAACAUAUCAAUCAUUGGUGAGUUGAAGACGUUGAGAAUUCUAAGCCUUUUGGGAUCUAAAUUUGAAUUAUUGCCCAGUGAAUUAAGGCAACUAGGGAGGCUACAAUUGUUGGACAUCAGUUCCUGUACUAAACUUAAAGUGAUUCCAUCUAAUGUCAUGUCAAAGUUGAAUAGGUUGGAAGAGUUGUAUAUGGGAAAAACCUUGAUCCCAUGGGGUGUUAAAAGAAAAACAAAUCACAAUGAAAUUGCUAGCCUUGCUGAAUUGGAAUCUCUUCAACAAUUGAGAAAUCUUGAUAUACACAUAGAAGAUAUUACAACUUUGCCUAGUAGCUUGGACUUUGACAAGUUGGAUAGCUAUAAAAUUGUGAUUGGAGACUCUAAGAUGCUUUUGUUGGAAGAUUUUCAGAUGUCUUGUCAAUACAAGGCUUCAAGAGUCUUGGCAUUGCAUCUAAAAAAGGAUAUUGACAUUCAUUUGCAAAGAUGGGUUAAAAUAUUGUUGAAAAACGUUGAACAAUUGCUUUUGGGGGAAGUAGAUGGUCUUCAGAAUGUUACCUAUGAGUUAGAUGUUGAAGGAUUUCAAAGCCUUAAGCAUUUAACCAUUGAAAAAAAUUGUGAUAUCAAGAAUAUAAUCUACUCAACAAAGUGGGAACAUCAAGUGAAGGCUUUUCCCCAGUUGGAGUCAAUGUGUUUGUACAAAUUGGAGAGCCUAGAGAAAAUAUGCAAUUGUCAACUCGGAGAUGUCUCUUUUCAAAGUCUAAAAACCAUGAGGAUCAACAUUUGUGGCAGACUAAAAUAUCUCUUCUCAUUGGACAUGACCAGACUUCUCGAAAAGCUUGAAACACUUGAAGUUUCUGAAUGUGAUUCUUUGGAGGAUCUUGUUUUUGCGGAAAGGCAAGAGAAUAUUGGUAAUGAUACAGAAGAUGAUAGAAUUUCAUUUCCUCAAUUACGCUAUUUGACAUUGCAAUCUUUAUCAAAAUUAACAUGGUUCUACGCAAAUGACAAUAUGGAGAGUCUCCCAGGUUGUAUUCCGUUCUUUAAUACAGAGGUUUCAAUUCGCAAGUUAGAGAGCUUGGAGUUGUCCUCAAUCAAUAUCAAGAAGGUGUGGGAUAGCCAACCGUUGCCAAGUUCCUCCUUUGAAAAUUUGACCAAACUGAAUGUGAAUGAUUGUGGUGGUUUAAAAUAUUUAUUUUCAUUACCCAUGGUUGGGAAUUUAAUGAAAUUGCAAAGCCUUUUUAUAAGUGGAUGUGAUAUGAUGGAGGAUAUUUUUGACCCAGAAGACAUUAACAUAGAUGAAGCAAGCCAGGAGGUUGACAUCCUUCCUCAAUUGAAGAAAAUUGAAAUCACCAACAUGGAGGUAUUGAAAACUAUAUGGCAUGCCCGAGCUAGCAAAAAUUCCUUUUGCAGUUUGAAAUCUGUGAUAAUUGGAGACUGCCGCAAACUAGUCACUAUUAUCCCUCCUUACAUGGUAGGAAGAUUUCAUAAUCUUGGCAUAUUGGAGGUUAUUGAUUGCAAGUCAGUGGAAGAGAUAUUCAACUUCUGCCAGCCUAUACCACAACUAAGUGGUGAGAAUCAAACAAGCUUGCGAGUUGUUAAUUUACGAAGGCUACCAAAAUUGAAGCAUGUGUGGAACAAGGAUCCUCAAGGACUUCUAAAGGUGACAUAUCAGAUAUAA
Neltuma alba is the source of this 3507-nucleotide messenger RNA. RefSeq names its product probable disease resistance protein At4g27220. NCBI's taxonomy places the organism in Eukaryota, Viridiplantae, Streptophyta, Magnoliopsida, Fabales, Fabaceae. Gene Ontology annotation, molecular function: ATP hydrolysis activity; ADP binding. The transcript has 4 exons. The record is from RefSeq and is a predicted model, not a curated record. Bases 1 to 3507 code for a protein of 1168 amino acids.